Panicum hallii is the source of this 5401-nucleotide messenger RNA. RefSeq names its product protein TSS-like. NCBI's taxonomy places the organism in Eukaryota, Viridiplantae, Streptophyta, Magnoliopsida, Poales, Poaceae. Gene Ontology annotation, molecular function: protein binding. The record is from RefSeq and is a predicted model, not a curated record. The transcript is spliced from 23 exons. Gene Ontology annotation, cellular component: cytoplasm. Gene Ontology annotation, biological process: organelle organization. Bases 1 to 5166 code for a protein of 1721 amino acids.
AUGGCCCCCAAGGCCGGCCGCGGCAAGGGCAGGGGCGGCGGCGGCAAAGGCGACAAGAGGAAGAAGGAGGAGAAAGUUGUGCCCAGCGUGGUAGACGUCACGGUCGUCACCCCCUACGAAUCCCAGGUGACACUCAAGGGCAUAUCCACGGACCGUGUGCUGGACGUGCGGAAGCUGCUGGGGUCGAACGUGGAGACGUGUCACCUGACAAACUAUUCACUCUCCCAUGUGGCGCGCGGGCAGCGGCUGGAGGACGGCGUGGAAAUCGUGGCGCUCAAGCCCUGCGCGCUCCGGAUCGUGGAAGAGGAGUACGCGACGGAGGAGCAGGCGGUGGCGCACGUCCGCCGGCUGCUGGACAUCGUCGCCUGCACCACCGCGUUCGCCAAGCCCCGGGACGGCGCAGCCAAGCACAAGUCGUCCAAGCACGGCCGCCCCGCGACGCCGCCCUCCCCGCCCGCGCCCGCCUCGACCGGGGCCAAUGGCGGCGGCAGCAGUGGCGAGGGCGCGCCGCCGAUAUCGGAGGCGCACGACAUGGCGGCCAUCCGCCCGCCGCCGAAGCUGGGGGAGUUCUACGACUUCUUCUCCUUCGCCCACCUCACCCCGCCCAUCCACUUUAUCAGGAGGAAGGAGGCGAAUGGCGCUUCUCAGGAAGGCGAUUACUUCGAAAUCGAGGUGAAGGUUUGCAACGGGAAGCUUCUGCAUGUAGUUGCUUCAGUAAAGGGUUUCUACUUGGCAGGGAAGCCGCACAAUGUAAGCCGCUCCCUGGUGGACCUACUGCAGCAGCUCAGCAAUGCGUUUGCAAAUGCAUAUGAGGCAUUGAUGAAAGCUUUUGUGGAUCACAACAAGUUUGGGAAUUUGCCGUAUGGAUUCCGUGCAAACACAUGGCUUAUUCCUCCAAUAUAUGUUGACCCUGCUACAAAGUGUCCAGCACUGCCAGUCGAGGAUGAGAAUUGGGGUGGUGAUGGGGGUGGCACUGGACGCAACGGAAAAUAUGACCGCAGACGGUGGUCAAAAGAUUUUUCUAUUUUGGCUAGAAUGCCAUGCAAAACUGAGGAAGAGCGGGUGAUCCGGGACAGGAAAGCUUUUCUUUUACACAAUCUGUUUGUAGAUACAGCAAUUUUUAGAGCUGCAUCAACAAUAAGGCGACUCAUUAAACAGUCUAUGAACUCAACUGGUGCGCAAAGUGAUAUGCAUGGUUCAAACAUAUUUGAGGAACGUAUCGGAGACAUGCAUAUAACUGUGAAGAAGGAUGGGGCUGAUGCUAGUCUGAAGCUGGAGGACAAGGUUGAUGGUGUUGCCUUCUGUCCAACAGGUGCUAUGGAUAUCACACAAAGAAAUAUUCUGAAAGGUUUGACUUCUGAUGAAAAUGUUGUUGUUAAGGAUUCUUCAAUGCUAGGAGUGGUGAUUGCCAAGCAUUGUGGAUAUACAGCAACUGUGAAGGUUUCUGAACGCGCAAAGGAUAGUAAUGAUGUUAAACAAACCUAUGAAACCUCUGAUAAUUUUGAUGGAGUGCUGAACAUUGAUGUGCAUGACCAUCCCGAUGGAGGUUCUAAUUGCUUGAAUGUUAACAGUCUAAGAAUACCACUCCCGAGAAUUAUCAAUCCAGAAACCACUGUUGGUAACCAGUAUCCGAACCCAAAGUCUCAUGUUAGUAAUCCUGCACGGAAACUGGCAUGCACAGUACUUGAGGACAGCUUGAGAAAGCUGGAUAGCAUGCCUAGCAAAAAUUCUAGAAUUAUCAGAUGGGAACUUGGGUCCUCCUGGCUGCAGCACUUGCAGAAAAAGGAUUCUCCAACGUCCGAGGAUGGUAAGGGAAACAAAAUAAAGGCUGACAAAGAACCAGCUGUGAAAGGUCUUGGAAAGCAUUUUGAACAAUUAAGGAAAAUAAAAAAGAAAGAAUGCAACAUUGAAGGUUCUGGUUCUGAGAAGGAAGAAUCUAACAGUAAUUGCUCACCAAUGAAUGGUAUGCCAGAAUCAGAUAAGAUAGCUGUUGAUGAAACGAUUAAGGGGGCUGAUAUAAGCAAGCUAAUGUCAGAGGAUGCUUUCUUUCGGUUGAAGAGUUUGGGAGCUGGCCUUCAUGAAAAGUCCCUUGAAGAACUCACAGAGAUGGCCCAUAAUUUCUAUGAUGAUACUGCACUCCCAAAGCUGGUGUCUGAUUUUGCGUCCCUUGAACUUUCUCCGGUGGAUGGAAGAACCAUGACAGAUUUCAUGCAUACAAGGGGACUUAACAUGUCCUCCUUGGGUCGUGUGGUAGAGCUAGCAGAGAAGCUCCCACAUAUCCAGUCUAUAUGCAUUCAUGAAAUGGUCAUUAGGUCGUUUAAACACAUCAUCAGAGCUGUUAUUGCUGCUGUUGAUGACAUGCAAAAUAUGUCUGCAGCUAUAGCUGAGACUCUAAACAUAUUACUAGGAUCCCCCAGACUUGAAAAUGGUGCUGAUACAGAUCCACAUAUCGAGCAUAAUUUGCGAUUGAAAUGGGUAGAGAGCUUCCUUUCAAAAAGAUUCAGCUGGAAACUGAAAGAUGAAUUUGCACACCUGCGAAAAUUUAUCAUUCUGAGAGGGCUUUGCAGCAAGGUUGGACUAGAGUUGGUUGCAAGAGAUUAUAAUAUGAAUAGCCCUAACCCAUUCGACAAGUCUGACAUUAUCAGCAUUGUUCCUGUAUGCAAGCAUGUGGUCUACUCCUCAAUUGAUGGUCGAAACUUGCUGGAAUCAUCGAAGGUGGCAUUGGAUAAAGGAAAACUAGAUGAUGCUGUCAGCUAUGGAACAAAGGCCUUGUCCAAAAUUAUAGCUGUUUGUGGUCCAUACCAUCGUCUGACUGCUAAUGCAUACAGCCUUCUUGCUGUCGUGCUUUAUCAUACUGGAGAUUUUAAUCAGGCAACUAUAUAUCAGCAAAAGGCACUUGAUAUCAAUGAAAGGGAACUUGGUCUUGAUCAUCCGGAAACUAUGAAGAGUUAUGGGGAUUUAUCUGUCUUCUACUACCGACUGCAACACAUUGAAAUGGCUCUAAAGUAUGUCAACCGUGCACUGUAUCUGCUUCAGUUUUCGUGUGGGCUUUCACACCCAAAUUCAGCUGCCACCUACAUAAAUGUGGCUAUGAUGGAAGAAGGCAUGGGAAAUGUCCAUGUUGCUCUUCGGUACUUGCAUGAAGCCCUGAAGUGCAACAAGAGAUUGCUAGGAGCUGAUCACAUCCAGACUGCUGCAAGCUACCAUGCCAUAGCCAUAGCCCUUUCGAUGAUGGACGCGUACUCCCUAAGUGUGCAACAUGAACAAACCACCUUGCAGAUCCUUCAGGAGAAACUAGGGCAAGAUGACCUCCGAACUCAGGAUGCUGCUGCAUGGCUAGAGUAUUUCGAGUCAAAAGCAUUAGAACAACAAGAGGCCGCUCGAAGAGGAAUGCCAAAACCUGAUUCAUCUAUUGCAAGUAAAGGACAUCUUAGCGUAUCAGAUCUUCUUGACUUCAUAAGUCCAGACCAAGAAAGAAAAGAGAGGGAUAUGCAAAGGAAGUGCAGGCGUGCAAAGAAUAAUAUCAGAGCCCAACAUGGUGAAUCAGUUGAAGAAAAGGAGAACUUCCAGCAUGAUUCAGGAUCUCCUCUUGAAGCAACCAAAGAUGGAUUUCAAGAACAAAAACUGGAUGCGCAUCCUCCUGUGGUAUUAGAAGAAAAUUACGCUGCCCAUGAUGAGCAGAAGCAAUCUGAUGUUUUAUCACCUGAAGAAUAUUCUGAUGAAGGGUGGCAAGCAGCUAGUUUGAGAGGGAGAUCUGCAAAUGUAAGGAAGAAAAGCAGUCGCAGGAAGCCAGCUCUCACGAAAUUAAUGGUUGAUCGCUUCGAAGAUGGUCAUACAGGUUCUGUUUAUAGGAGUGGUUUCAAGCCGCAAACAAAGGGAGACAAAGAAGAUGCUGCAAGUGCUCCUAGCCAACUCUCCUUUGGUAGCUUUUUAAAAACCGACAAGUUGAAUGGGGAUACCAACAUUGUUGAAGAGAAGUCUUGCAAUACUACGGCUAAACCAGAACGGCAUGCAAAACCCACAGGAAUUAACAGGCCAACUAGCAUUGCUUCCAAGUUUGUAUCAUACAAAGAUGUGGCUGUUUCGCCCCCUGGCACGGUAUUGAAGCCCAUUUUGAAGGAGGAAGCAAAUGAGAAAGAAAAUAGACAUGAUGCUGAUCUAACACUGUCGUCUGAGGAAGAGGAUAGAAAAUUUACAGAAAAAGAGAAGGAAAAGCCAAAUGAUGAUAGCAGCAAAGAUGUUCUUUUGAGUCAGCCAGACGGAAUCAGUCACCAAGAAACACCUCCUGACAGCAACUGCGAUGAUAGCCCCUCAGAACUUAAGAAAGCAUCUGGAAGCAAACUGUCUGCUUCAGCACCCCCAUUCAAUCCGGGAUCACUUUUAUCAAUGUCACACCCAUACAGCACAGUGGCAAUAUAUGAUGCUAGUGCUGUCCUUCAGGCAAUACCAAGCCAACCAAUGGAGAUUCUCCCUCAUGCCAUUGAUACUAGAGUGCCUCGUGGUCCUCGGUCCACCUUGUACUAUCGUACUGGGCAUUCUUUCCAAAGGAAACAAGGUUACACACACAGCCAGAGCACUGUUGUAAGGGGUAGCUACUCCCCCACGACCAUGAAUCCCCAUGCUGCUGAGUUUGUGCCUGGAAAAACUGUUCAACAAUCUGAUGUGGCUGACAGAGAACCCAGUCCUGCUAAUCCUGUGACUGAUUCUGACCACGAUGUGGUUUCACAGAUCACAGAUGAAGUAAAGGCUGAGACAUCCACCGCAGAAAAGGCAGGUCAAGAUGAGAAAGUCGUUUCAGGUAAAGGAAAGGAAAACAGGGGGAAAGACGUCGUAAGAAAUUCGUACAAAUCAGAACUUGCAAGGCAAAUUUUGCUCAGUUUCAUUGUGAAGUCAGUGCAUGAUAGUUUAGGUUCCACUGCUGCUGUACCAGACAGAAAGCCCAGUGGUUCAGAUGAAACUAGUAAUGAACAGAGCAGCAACAUCAGCAAGAACGCAUCUGGUCGGCAAGAUUCUGAUAAACAACAGAAAGCCGUGGAGGUGCCUAAAGGUCUGAAGGAUACAGAGGGAUUUACAGUGGUUUCAAAACGUCGAAGGAGGCCACAGCCAUUCAUGAACCCCAUCAAUGGUCUCUAUUCUCAGCAGUCUAUUUGCACUUCUGUCAGUUAAGGCCGGUGUCUUUGCUUAGAUGGUUGGUAGCAGAAUUUUGUCCUAUCCAAGUGAGCGAGCAUGUCGUCAGACUGUACAAAAAUUUUCCGGAAUACCCUUGGUAAUAAAUUCAUUGUAAUUUGGGGUAGCUGUAGCGCUGAAUAAAAUCGCCUCUGUAUGUUAUAUAUGACAGAAUCAUAGGAUACAGCAGAUGUUAAGUUCAUCCAAUAUUCCAGUGGAGGUUCUCUUAUGCCUA